Molecule: messenger RNA, 4524 nt
Organism: Lachancea thermotolerans CBS 6340
Lineage: Eukaryota; Fungi; Ascomycota; Saccharomycetes; Saccharomycetales; Saccharomycetaceae
Product: KLTH0B00396p
Exons: 1
Coding region: 1-4524 (1507 amino acids)
Biological process (GO): transmembrane transport
Cellular component (GO): fungal-type vacuole membrane; fungal-type vacuole
Molecular function (GO): ATP binding; ATP hydrolysis activity; ABC-type peptide transporter activity
Source: RefSeq, a predicted model, not a curated record
AUGAUGCAAUUCGCAACAGAAACAGAGAAGCUGCGUUCAACCGUGGCAUUUCUCUACAGUUUUCUUGUUCCAUUGUCUGGUGGAAGCUUUGUACUUCUGGGAUGGGACUUACUGAGGUUAUAUUGGGCAUCGCAAAGAAACGCGUGUGGGUAUGAAGCUCCAGAAGCAGAUGCUUCAACAUCGCUUAUCAGCAGAAAACCGGAACAUCAAAUAACUGAGCAUGCUUCAAGCUACCCUCAACUGGAAUGGCGCGUACUCUGCGAGUCAAGCCAGCAAGACUGUGAACAAGUUGUCAAAAAGGUGUUUGGAAAAGAAUUGUUGAAAAGCUAUGCAGAACUUCUUACCAUAAUUCUUUGCAUUGUGUUAGAGUUAAGCCUUCAAAGAGCGGUCAACAGAACCCAGGAAGAAGCACCAUGGAUUCUUUCAAGUCAAAUAUUUUGGUUUUCAUUACUGGUUUCCUCUCUUUGUCGCAUUGUAUCUCUUCAUCGUGGUGGGAAAUCAUUCAUAACUUUCCAAAAAUUGAGAGCGCUGAACUUUCUAUUGUUUGGCUUUAUCUUUUGCGUAAAGGUGUUACAUUUCACACUGGUUUUCUUAAGAUCUCAAGUGAAAAGCUUGGAAGGGAAAUACGUCACUGGCGGAACAUUCUUGGCUGGGGUGCUUAGCAUAUUGGCACUUUCAUCGCAGCAGUCUUUCGGCCUUACAGACCCGCCACUUAACCAGAACGAUGCGCCACCAGCUCCUGAAGGAUCUUCUUCAAUAUUCCACUCCUUGACAUUUUCAUGGCUAGAUGGCUUGAUAUUUAGGCGUAGCCAGAAGCAGCUGAGAUUUCAGGACAUUUUUGAUUUGCAACCCAAAUAUCGCACCCUGCCUGUGAUCAAGAGAUAUUCUGAUAGAAGCCAUGGCUGUACAUCUUUGAUAAAACGUUUGACAGCGUUCUGCUGGAAGAGCAUAAUCAUGCAAUGUACUUGGAGUUUAGCUGGUGCUAUUGCCUCAUUUAUGCCCACCCUUCAAAUGAAAAAGAUUCUUGAGUACAUAGAGAAUCCCAGUGGCUCCAAUAUCCGAGUGGCCUGGGUUUGCGUCUUUGUAAUGAUUGUUUCCAAAAUCAUAGCAGCCCUUUGUGAAUCACAGGCCGUUUAUCUGGGCGCUCGAGUAUGUUUUCAGCUGAAAUCAAUAAUUACCGCUGAGAUUUCCAGGAAAGCUCUCAAGCAGAGCUUGUUUUCUUCAGAGUCCAAGACAAGGUGCGGAGCCACGAACGGGGAGGUAAUAAACCUUGUUGCUAUUGACUCUACAGCAGUAUCAGAACUCUGUGGGUCGUUGCACUAUUUGGUUCAGGCAGGCAUCAUGACAACAGUUGCUAUCUCAUUACUAUAUCAGAUGCUUGGUUGGUCGGCUUUUGUUGGAGUUUCGGUAAUAAUCAUCCUUCUUCCCUUCAACGUGAAGAUUGCAACCCUGAUGCAAACUUAUCAAUCAGAAGCAUUGGCCAUGACUGAUAAGAAAACAAAUGCCAUUAGCGCGAUGCUGGGCUCCAUCAAAAACGUUAAGUUCCUUUGCUGGGAAAACCAUUUCCAGGAGCUUAUAAUGGGUUUCAGAAGCUCCGAGUGUUCCUUCCUCACAAAAAAACUGUUUUGUUGGGCUACUUUGCAUCUGGUUUGGUUUUUGACACCAACCCUAGUUACUGCCGCGACAUUUGGUGCCUCGAUAUACUUACAGAAGCAAAAAAUUACCGUUGCUUCUGCGUAUACUGCCUUAACGCUAUUUGCGCUUUUGAGAAAUCCCCUUACCCAGCUCGCCACGAUGCUUGGCACAAUUAUUCAAACAACGGUCUCUAUACAGAGGAUAGAGAAAUUUCUCAAUAGAUCAAACACGAAGAAACAUGAAAUUUUGAAAGACUCUUUUACUGAAAUGGGAUUUCGAAAUGCGUCUUUGACUUGGAACCGGUUCGAUACAGGCUUUAUGUUGAAAAACUUGACCAUUGAUUUUGAGUUGCACAAGCUGAAUGUCAUUAUAGGCCCUUCAGGAUCAGGUAAAAGCAGCGUUCUUCUAGCUCUUCUUGGAGAACUUGAUUUGAUUGAAGGAUCAAUAAGAGUUCCAAGGGGAUAUAUGCAUGACGAUCGCUGCUCUUUUGCAUUCUGCUCACAGACUCCUUGGAUCACAAACGCCACAGUGAAGGAAAACAUCGUUUUCUCGAGUCAAUUCAACACAAAAAGAUACCAGGAGGUUCUUCAUGCUUGCGGUUUGGAAGAGGAUAUACUUGAAAUGCAAGAAGGUGACGAAACUGUUGUAGGGGACAAAGGCAUGACUCUUUCUGGCGGACAGAGGCAACGGUUGGCAUUAGCAAGGGCAGUUUAUUCUGGUGCUGAACAUUUAUUGCUUGACGAUUGCUUGAGCGCUGUUGAUCCGGGAAUGGCUGUAUGGAUUUUUCAAAAGUGCAUAAUGGGUCCACUAAUGAAAGGAAAAACGUGCAUUUUGGCGACUCAUAACAUUGCAUUAGUUCAAAAGCAUGCAGAUAUGAUUAUAUUGUUGGAUAAUGGAAGAGUUAGCAAGAUAGGGAAAGCCAGAGACUUUAAUUUUGAUUCUGAAUUUGAUUAUUCAAAGCCCUCAAAACUCGAAAAAGCUGAAAUGAAACCAAACAAAAAACCAAAGAAAGAAAUGAUUUUGCAACCAGACACUGGAUUUAGUAGAGAAGAACACAAAGAAGAUGGAUCAAUAAAGAUCGAAGUUUAUAACUGGCUGGUGAAGCACCUCGGAGGGUGGAGGACGAUAACAGCAUUCACAAUGCUGCUCUGUUUAACUCAUGGAAUAGAAAUGACUCAGAAUCUCUGGAUAAAAAUUUGGUGCUCUUCGGGGGAUGGUGCAAAUGAACACUACAAGUCUUCCAUCUAUUAUCUAAGCACUUACGCAGCAAUAGGGCUCUUCCAUGCUUCUGUGACCACUCUCAUUAUGCUAAAGUUCCUAUGCAUAGGUUUGGAAGCAUCUUCGAAGGUUUUUGCGGAAAUACUUAAUCGCGUCCUACACGCUAAAAUGACCUUUUUUGACUUCACACCGGCUGGCAGAAUUUUGAAUCGAAUAACUAGGGACUUUGAAAUCUUAGAGCAGGAGCUGAUGGUUCUUUUAUUGCAACUCUUGUUUGCCAUCACUAGCCUCGGAGCGAUUUUGCUGCUAAUCUCAGUAAUUGCAACGAAGUUCUUGAUCUUUGCAUUUCUCUUGGGUAUCAUUUAUGCGGUGAUGAUUACGUCCUAUAUCCCUGCGUUCAGAGACUUAAAACGGUAUGAAGGAAUCACAAGGUCCCCCAUAUUUGAGCAGUUCUCUGAGCUUUUGUCAGGAUUUGUUACGAUUAGGGGGUUUGGGAAGGAAAAAAGCUGUAUGGGACAGCUUUUCAGAAAGCUUGAUCUGAACAAUAGGCCUGCUUACUAUGUGUCUGUUGUUCAGCUAUGGUUGUGCCUCCGAGUUGAAGUACUGGGGUCAUUAGUUUUAGGCGCAACUGCCACUCUCUCGCUCCUGAAUGCUAAGGAGCUCGGCGCAGGCCUCGCAGGGUUGGCUCUGACGUACGCAAUGCCAUUUUCUCAAAGUGCCCUUUGGACUGCAACAGUCUCCUCAAAUGUUGAAAUCAAGAUGACAUCAGUGGAAAGGAUCAAAGAAUACACGGAGAUUGACUGCGAGGACACUAAAGCUGGGGCUCUUAUCAAUACUCAAUGGUCAGGUGGUGCUGAAAUAAGUUUUGAUCAUGUUUACGUCAGGUAUGCACCGCACCUUCCGGAUGUUCUGAAAAAUGUUUCAUUUACACUUCUCCCCAACUCAAAAGUGGCUAUCGUUGGGAGAACAGGAUCAGGAAAAUCGACAGUUAUGAUGUCACUUUUUCGGCUUAUCGAGCUUACAAAUGGUACUAUCCGAAUUGGCGGGAUAGACAUUGCCUCGCUGAACCUUCAAACUCUCCGAAGAGAGCUCACAGUCAUCCCACAAGAUCCGUCAUUAUUCUCGGGAACAAUCAAAUCCAACAUUGACCCUUUUGGCCGGUACUCAGAUCAAGAACUAACGCAUUUUGCGAGACGUAUUGGGCUCUUCUCAGGCACGGAUGACGUAAGGACUUUCAAUUCACUGGGCUCUUUGGUGAGCGAAGGUGGAGAAAACAUGUCUCAAGGCCAACGUCAACUUCUUUGUUUGGCUCGGGCUCUGUUGCAAAAAUCUAAGAUUUUGAUACUGGAUGAAGCUACUGCUUCCAUCGACCAUGAGACGGAUGCAACUAUACAACAAGUGGUGCGUGAUUUUUCAAGUGGUGGAAUCGUAAUAACUGUAGCGCAUCGAAUGAGUACCAUUAUAGAUUACGACCAAGUGAUAGUUCUGGACUCCGGUAUUGUAAAGGAAAACAAUCAUCCCUACCUCUUGCUGAAACAGAACGGCGCAUUUCAUCAAAUGUGCAAGGAAAGCGGAGAGUAUGAACGCUUAGAGGACGCGGCAAAAAAGGCUUAUCAAAAGGGCCUCAGCCAAGCACGCUCUGCGCCGCGCAACUCAGAAUCCAAAUGCUAA